This is a messenger RNA of Vicia faba (fava bean), 549 nucleotides long. NCBI's taxonomy places the organism in Eukaryota, Viridiplantae, Streptophyta, Magnoliopsida, Fabales, Fabaceae. The record is from the annotation of a GenBank genome assembly.
AUGGGUAUAGCAUCCAUGGCCAACACUUUCACUCUUCCUCAAUUUACCUACAACCCUUCUCACACCCUUUCUUCCUCUUCAUCAUCCUUCCCCAAAAUCUUCACUUUCUCCACCCCCAUUUCCACCCCUUCACCCGUCACCAAUGCGUUAUCCUCAACCACAAGACGCGCACCCACUCUCAUUCGAGCCACCUCGUCUUCUUCUUCUUCCUCCUCCUUCGGCUCUCGCCUCGAAGAAACCAUCAAAAACACUCUCUCCCAAAACGCUGUCGUCGUUUACUCCAAAUCCUGGUGCUCCUAUUGCUCUGAGGUGAAAUCGUUGUUCAAGAAGCUCGGUGUUCAGCCGCUGGUCUUCGAAUUGGACGAAAUGGGUCCACAAGGUCCACAAUUGCAGAAGUUGUUGGAAAGACUUACCGGCCAAUACACUGUCCCAAAUGUAUUUAUUGGUGGCAAACAUAUUGGUGGAUGUACAGAUACACUUAAGCUGUACAGAAAAGGAGAACUUGAAACUCUCGUAUCUGAAGCUAUUGCUAAAAAUAAGGGGAGCUAA